AUGGGUCCCCAGAUCAAGAUGUUUGCAGGGCCCUUGUCAACCUGCACUCGGCCAACCUGCCUGGCAAGCUCGGUCUUUUCUCUCUCCCGAUGCUUUUCAACCACUUCGCCCAACCUGAACUGGCUCGCCCCCAAGUUCGCCGAGAAAUCCAAGUCUCCUAAGGGUCGGCCUCAUGUCGCGACCGGAGGAUCUACCCGCGGGACAACGGUGGUUUGGGGAGAUUUCGGGCUGCGCAUGAAAGACCAUGAUCGCCGCAUGCCUUCGUCGGCGCUGAAAAUCGCAGAAGAGACCAUCAAGCGGCGGCUGCGAGGCAUGAACUACAAGCUCUACAAGCGAGUGAGUGCCAACAUUGGUGUCUACACCAAGGGUAAUGAGCAGCGUAUGGGUAAAGGAAAGGGCAAGUUCGACUACUGGACAGUACGGCUUCCUGUCAGCCGUGUCGUUUUUGAAUUGAAGGGAGAUUUGCACGAAAAGAUUGCCCGGGAGGCUUUUAGAUUGGCGGGUCACAAAUUGCCGGGUAUGUUCUCUUGGUCUCGCAAUGACUUGUACUCUUCAGCCUGGGAUGCUAAUCCCCGUCUCUCUCCAGGUCUCUGGGAAUUCGUUAAGAAGGAUGACCCGCCGGUCGUUGGUAUCACGAAACUCGGUAAUGGUAAAACCCUCGAAUCCCUCAAGCGAGCGCGCAGGGAUCCGCCUCUGGGUACCAACAAACUCGACACCCCACCGAAGAGCACAUCCUCCAGUCCCUCCCCUUCUCAAUAA
Penicillium alfredii is the source of this 759-nucleotide messenger RNA. Its product is annotated as mitochondrial 54S ribosomal protein uL16m. NCBI's taxonomy places the organism in Eukaryota, Fungi, Ascomycota, Eurotiomycetes, Eurotiales, Aspergillaceae. Gene Ontology annotation, cellular component: mitochondrial large ribosomal subunit; ribosome. Bases 1 to 759 code for a protein of 252 amino acids. The record is from RefSeq and is a predicted model, not a curated record. Gene Ontology annotation, biological process: mitochondrial translation. The transcript is spliced from 2 exons. Gene Ontology annotation, molecular function: rRNA binding; structural constituent of ribosome.